Messenger RNA from Botrytis porri, 453 nucleotides. RefSeq lists its product as uncharacterized. The coding region runs from base 1 to 453 and encodes 150 amino acids. The record is from RefSeq and is a predicted model, not a curated record. The transcript is spliced from 2 exons. Lineage: Eukaryota; Fungi; Ascomycota; Leotiomycetes; Helotiales; Sclerotiniaceae.
AUGUCAAGUUCCAAGAUACAAGAGCUGCAAGCAAAAGUCGUAACGCUUGAGGAGGAGCGUACCAUAUUAGAGCCCCUCAUUGAGGUUGGAGUCGCAGUCAGAAAAAGGGUUUUUGAGCAAGCUAAAUAUGCAGUCUCACUGGGUGAGAUAUUCAGUCGAGCCGAUCAUAAGAUCAUUAGAGAAGGAAACGAUCACUGUCACCGAGCAAAAUGCUUGGCUGAUGCAGCUAUUUUCAAACUUUUCUACCUAUCAGGAUCCAGCAAUGAAGCUCUUUACAACAAAAUAUACUAUAUUGAUUCACAGGCAGAUCACUACUUCACUGGAGAGCCUAGUGACAUGGCAGACACUGGUGAAUGGGGUCGUAGUGCUGAAGAGCCUGAUGACAUGGCAGGCACUGGUGACUGGACCGUUCGGGUGCCUGGUGACAUGGCAGGUACUGUUGAUUGGGAUUAA